Molecule: messenger RNA, 3213 nt
Organism: Tachysurus vachellii
Lineage: Eukaryota; Metazoa; Chordata; Actinopteri; Siluriformes; Bagridae
Gene: ephx2
Product: epoxide hydrolase 2, cytoplasmic
Exons: 19
Coding region: 105-1760 (551 amino acids)
Biological process (GO): cholesterol homeostasis; phospholipid dephosphorylation
Cellular component (GO): peroxisome
Molecular function (GO): magnesium ion binding; lipid phosphatase activity
Source: RefSeq, a predicted model, not a curated record
GUCUGCUUUCCCAUAUACUGAGCAGAGUGAUUACUUCUGUGCAAGUACUCAGAAACUGUCCUGUUGCUCUUUUAUGGUAACUGAAAAGGUAACUUUUUUCCACAAUGAAGAAAGCUGUGCUGUUUGGCUUGUGGGGCUGUGUUGUAACUCCUCACCCUCUCCAGCCUUUACACAAAUUUAAAGCAUGUUCAAACUCUAAGAGGGAUUUCAUAUCAAACUCGAGUGACAAAGAAGGCAGUGAGAAUGCUCUUGUUCGUGCUGAACGAGGGAUAGUUACCCUUUCUCAGAUGUUUGCAGAGCUGGACUCUGAGUGUGAAAAAGAGGCAGUCAGUGAGAACCUGACAGCCCAAAAACUCUAUGAUGAGAUAACAAAGGUGGAGAUUAAUAAAAAUAUCCUUAAUAUUGCUGCCACACUCCAGAGAAAUGGAAUAAAAACUGGUGUUGUGACCAAUAUCUGGGUUGAUGACUCUCCUCAGAGGGACAGUGUUGCUAAGAUUCUCUCAGUGCUGGAAAGCUGUUUUGAUGUGGUAGUACGCUCUUGCCACACUGGGUCAAGACUUCCUGAACAUGAGAUAUUCCACACUGCCUUGGAUACAUUGAAUGUUAAACCUAACCAGGCUAUCUGGAUGGACAUUUGUGAGGAAAAUGUUCAGGCAGCUGAAAGUUUGGGAAUGACAGCUAUUAAGAAUCCUGAUAUCAGUGCAGCACUGGUGGAAAUAGAGAACUUAACAGGGAUAAAGGUUACCAGUGAACAACAGCCUCCCUGCUGUAAUCCUGAAGCGGUCACCCAUGGAUAUGUCACUAUUAAGCCUGGGCUGAAGAGUCAUUUUGUGGAGAUGGGGGAUGGUCCUCCAGUCCUGCUGUUCCAUGGAUUCCCAGAAAGCUGGUUUUCCUGGAGAUAUCAGAUUCCUGCCAUGGCUAAUGCUGGUUUCAGGGCUAUUGCUAUAGACCUAAAAGGUUUUGGUGACUCGACUGCUCCAGCAGAUAUUGAGGAGUAUUCUCAAGAAAAUAUUUUACAGGAACUGGUGACCUUUCUGGAUAAAAUGGGCCUUACUCAGGUUACUGUGGUGGGUCAUGACUGGGGUGGUGUGUUUGCAUGGAACAUGGCUCUUUAUUACCCAGAGAGAGUGAGGGCUGUGGCUUCCCUCAACACUCCUCUUUUCCCUGUGGAUCCAAACAAACAUCCAAUGCAGACAAUUAAGUCUAUGCCAGUAUUUGAAUAUCAGAUCUACUUCCAGGAGCCAGGUGUAGCAGAGGCUGAGCUGGAGAAGAAUCUGGAGAGAACUUUCAAACUGCUGUUCACUGCUAGCUAUGAGAAUGAUACACAUCCUCAAGUCGAUUUGACUGGAGUUUGCAAGAGAGGUGGUCUGUUUGUAGGACUGCCAGAAGAAGUUCCAAGAAGUGCUAUUCUGAGUGAGGCAGAGCUGCAGUAUUACGUCCAGCAGUACAGGAAAGGUGGCUUCAGGGGGGCUCUGAAUUUGUAUCGGAACGGAGAGAGGAACUGGCGCUGGAUGUGUUCGAGGCCAAGGGGCAAGAUCCUAAUGCCAGCUUUGAUGGUGACUGCAGGGAAGGACAAGGUGCUUCUGCCCAGUUUUUCCACUGGCAUGGAGAAAAUAAUUCCCAAGUUAUCAAGGGCUCAUAUUGAGAACUGUGGACACUGGACCCAGAUGGAGAGACCUGCUGAGACCAACAAAAUUCUGAUCUCCUGGCUGAAAGAAAUACACCAGGAAAACUCAAUUCCUUUCUUUCCAAAGCUAUAACGUUGUUACAAUAUCAUUGCUUAAGACUGAAAGCUUAGAGGCUAGAUACCUACAACUGGGAAUUGUUUUUAAUGCUUUUUACUAUAUCACACCUUGCAAACCUUUAUUUUUUUAAAUCUUUAUACAAGACAAAACAAUAAAUGACUGUAUGUUUGUAAUAAACAGCAUCUUCAAAUGUGUGUAUAACCAGCUAUUCAAGGAGAUGCACAUAUUGCUUUCCUGAUAAACCCAAAAGUAUUAGUCCUGCUCCAGCUUUACAUCAAAUCCAGCAAUCAUUUAAAGCUUUCACUAUUAUCAGGACUGGAAAUGAGACAAUGGCUGUCAUUUCCUUAGGCGUAGCUUUGAUUAGACAGUCAUGGAAACCAGCCUCUAAGAACACAGUGCAGGUCUCUUGUUAAGGGAUGUUGAUUAGUGUGACCUGAGCCUGGCCUUUUUAAUCAAGUGAGGAGAAUUAAAAAAGGGCCAAAGGUAGCACUAGUCUCUCUAGAAAAAUAAAAACACAUCAAAGGAAAUGGCUUGUGGUUGAAGAUUUACUUAAUUUUAGUGCAUUCAUGGUUACUUUUAAUAAUGCUACUGACUCAGGAAACAAUGCUGAAUUCAAAUGUAUGUACUUUCCUCACUUACAGUUAUUUUGUAUAAUAAGAAAAAUAUGGCCAUUGUAUCAUUUAUGUUUUUGUACUUUGAAUACAUUUCGAUUUAGGAUUAGGUUUGGAUAUGAGAUGAUAGAACAUAAUUUCACCUUCAUUUUUUCAUAAUUUCAUUUUCUGAUAUUUACAUCUUAUGGUGUUAAACAAAUUAGAUCAUAGCACCUUUUGUUGGAACCCACCCAUUAUUCAUAUGAUCAAAAAUGUUGCCCAGGUGUAUCCUGUUAAACUGAUUAAACAGUUAAUAGCUCUGAAUGUUUGCUUAUGGUUUGAGUCUUGGGUUUUGUCUGUGAAAACUACAUUUCUUAAAAAGGAAAAAUCAGCAUGAAUACCAGAGAACUAGCCAUUUCAAAGCUGUGUGUGUGUGUGUGUGUGUGUGUGUGUGUGUGUGUGUGUGUGUUUUUGUGUGAAUGCUUCCCUGCAAUAGUUUGUUGUCCCAUUCAAGAUGAAUGCUCUACAACUAAAUGUUAAACACACACCUGCUAAUAAACUGAUCAUUUAUUGUAUGAUUUAGCAAAUACAAUUAUCAGAGAUGACGUUUGAGAAUUUGAAAGCAAUCCCUCAUGUUGGAUCCAGGGUCCUUGACCAGGAGAAGUGGCUACUAAAAAUGAAUAAAUAAAUAAAUAAAUAAAUAAAUAAAUACGUCCUGUGUUUUCACAACAGCAUACACAUAGUCUGAAAUGAUUUGGACCCAGUAUAACUUGGUCCAAAAGAAAUCUAUGUAAGGACAACCCUACAGCUUCCACACAGAGGUGUCUGAUGCUUAGUUUCUCAUUCUGCUAAGGAUGAAUAAAACGAUAUCAUCAAUA